AUGGAUAUCAUUCUGGAAAUAUGGGACACCUUUAUUGGUGAUCGCAUGUAUUCGGCCCUGCUGCCGUCCUCGCUCUCUUCCGUAUCCCUGCCAGCCUUCGUGAAUGCGGCCAACAAUACUUCCUUGGCCCUGUUUGGCGCCACAGAGCCCUUUGUCUAUGAACCCGCCACUCAGCUGGUUCAUCUGGAACCCUCAAAAUAUGCUUAUUUGAGUGCCUGGCCGCGGAAUAACAUUUACCGCCAGUUCACCAGUUUCUUCCUUAUCACUUGGAUCUUCGGUCUGCUCGUCUACUUCGUGGUUGCCUCCCUUUCAUACGUCUUCGUCUGGGAUAAGACAACAUACAAGCACCCCAAGUUCCUUCGAAACCAGAUCGCAAUGGAAAUCAAGCAAGCCAUGGGAGCCAUGCCGCCAAUGGCUUUGCUGACUGCGCCGUUCUUUGUCCUUGAAGUCCGCGGCUAUGCCAAACUCUACGACACAGUUGCUGAAGAGCCCUUCCCCUACUACAGCAUCCUGCAAUUCCCCUUCUUCAUCUGCUUUACCGACUUCUUCAUUUACUGGAUCCACCGUGGCUUGCACCAUCCAAUGGUCUACAGGACCCUACAUAAGCCUCAUCACAAGUGGAUUAUGCCAAGUCCGUACGCCUCCCAUGCCUUCCACCCCUUGGAUGGCUGGUCUCAGAGUGUGCCAUACCACGUUUUCCCAUUCAUUUUCCCUCUGCAAAAGUUAGCCUACGUCUUCCUCUUUGGCUUCAUCAACCUGUGGACGGUUUUCAUCCACGAUGGUGAAUACGUUUCAAACAGUCCCGUCGUCAACGGCGCUGCUUGUCACACAAUGCAUCACCUGUAUUUCAACUACAACUACGGCCAAUUUACGACCCUGUGGGACCGUUUGGGUGGCAGCUACCGCAAACCCAACGAAGAGCUCUUCCGUCGUGAGACCAAGAUGGGAGACAAGGAAUGGAAGCGCCAGGCUAAGGAAAUGGAAGCCAUUCUCAAGACUGUAGAAGGAGAUGAUGACCGAAGCUACUCUGCUGAAGUCAAGAAAGACCUGUAA
Penicillium chermesinum is the source of this 1053-nucleotide messenger RNA. Its product is annotated as sterol desaturase family protein. Bases 1 to 1053 code for a protein of 350 amino acids. Gene Ontology annotation, molecular function: iron ion binding; oxidoreductase activity. Gene Ontology annotation, biological process: lipid biosynthetic process. NCBI's taxonomy places the organism in Eukaryota, Fungi, Ascomycota, Eurotiomycetes, Eurotiales, Aspergillaceae. The transcript has 2 exons. The record is from RefSeq and is a predicted model, not a curated record.